Messenger RNA from Fraxinus pennsylvanica, 726 nucleotides. NCBI's taxonomy places the organism in Eukaryota, Viridiplantae, Streptophyta, Magnoliopsida, Lamiales, Oleaceae. The record is from the annotation of a GenBank genome assembly.
AUGGAGGCUCAUGGGAGAGGAGAAUGGCAAGAAGAUCAGCAAAAUCAACGAGGAGUGAAGCUGCCGGAGGCUCAAAUGUCUCGCCACCAACCUCCGCCGCCACAAAGGUGCCCUAGGUGUGAUUCGGACAGCACAAAGUUCUGCUACUUUAACAAUUACAGCCUCUCUCAACCACGUUACUUCUGCAAGGCUUGCAGAAGCAAAGCCCCGUCCUCAUCGUCUUCGACCGGCGGUGAGAGGGUAAGAACGCAACCUCUAAAACCAGCGUUUCCUCCGCAGAAUUUUACAGGUAUGGCGGAUGGGGUUUCGGAGAAUUCUGGGACCAAAUCUCUGAGGGCCUUGCCUUCAAUGGGUCCCUUCUAUUCUGGUGGAGAAUUCUUGUCUAUGGCUUCCAUGCGAUCCCUAAAUCAGCAGCCAAGAAUCAAUCAAGUGCCGGUUAAUAUGGGUGGUGGUGCGAGCAUGGCACUUAUGCAAGGUCUGAAUCAUCCAGCGGGACAAGUCCAGCCUCAGAAUCAAACUAUGGCAUCACAGCAAUACGUUGUUCCGGAAACGCCCCUUAGUUCUUGGACUCCAAACUAUAUAAGCAACGCCACCGGUUCAGCCUCGAACCCCAAUUUCUGGAGCAACGCCAACGCUGGAACCACCAACAACAGUGGCGGAAUGGGUUCUUCGAUCAAUCCCAAUCAAUGGCCUGAUAAUCUUCCCGGCUACAAUCCGUCUCAGUGA